Molecule: messenger RNA, 933 nt
Organism: Saccoglossus kowalevskii
Lineage: Eukaryota; Metazoa; Hemichordata; Enteropneusta; Harrimaniidae
Product: sorting nexin-24-like
Molecular function (GO): phosphatidylinositol phosphate binding
Source: RefSeq, a predicted model, not a curated record
AUGGUUCCGUAUCACAAAAAAACGCACUCAGACAGUACAAAUGCAUACAGGGUAAAUGUUACAAUUUCAGGACGAACUCAUACCGUGGAUAAACGAUACAGCGAAUGUCAUGCUUUGCAUAAACAACUCAAAAAAACCAUCAGUACUCCAGAAUUUCCUCCCAAAAGGGUCAGAAAUUGGGGAUCCAAGGUUUUGGAACAAAGACGACAAGGCUUAGAAAUCUAUUUACAGGCUCUCAUGGAAUCUGAUAUUUUGCCAAAGUCCUUACUUACAUUUUUAAAAAUCAGCAACUUACCAUCACGGUCCCUGAGCUAUGAUUCUUUAAAUGACUUAGAUGGCGAAACACCAGGGGCCACCCAUCAACCGAUGCUAACCUACGAAGAUGACCCUUAUUUAACGACCAGUACUGAAGACAGUUUAUCAGAUAUAAUAACUGAAGGUGUCAAACAAGGGCUAUAUUUUGAUGAUAACACGCAGUGAUCUCUCGUAAAGAUUGCUUCUAUGUUAACUCCUUCAUUGCUAAAAUAGUUUAUUUUUUAAUCACGAGCGAAUUCUUCUUGGAUGUCAACCUCUGUUUCUGUCUUCUCCAAAAAAAAAAAAAUAUUGAACAGUCCUGUGUAUUUCUUUUGCCCUACUGUAGUAUUUCUCUCUCAGGUAGGUAGUUACAUAUCGUGCAAAUCAAUAACCCUGUGGUAGUGACUCUGUCGUCAGAACUGCACGUGUGUAUCCUUUUGUUUAGUUAUUACCUACAUGUGCGCGAUACUCGUACACAAAUAUGGAUGGCGCAGUAUUAUCGAUGAGUCUCAUACCGUAGUAUGUUAAAGUUGCACUUGGAGAGCUUUCAUAGACUGUUAUCGGGGUAGUGGAACUAUUUGGUGAUGUAUUUGAUAUUCUACAAUUACAUUUUAUCAUGCUCAGAGAGAGGUAUAUUUG